UAAGGGGGUGGGAAAAGAAGAGGGGGAAAUGAAGGCUUAAGAUUGACUAGCGAGGGAAAAAGCACAUCAUAAAGGUCAAACGUAAGGCUGUGGAGAAAUCGUGAGAGGAAAACAGCAGGAAGCUGCACUUCCUGCAACACUGGCCACGAAUCUUAAGGGGACGCUGCGCAGCUCAGCUGCAGUGGACUCUCCUCAGGAGCACUGAAUGGAAACCAAUCAGAUAGAGAGCCCCCUCGGCUCGGGCUGCCUGCAUGCGGGAGUUAAAAAGUGCUGCCGGCCGAGCGGCAGCCCCAGUGAGCGGCGGGGAGGCUGAGCGCGGGCAGCAGGGGCCGGGAGCCGCCGCCACCCAUCCCAGCUCGGCCCUGCGAGCCGAGAUCCUUUGAGACUGCAAAGACUACUUAAAGAACGAAGACGGCAUGAGAUUGGAUUCAAUGCAGUAAAAUAGGUUAGCUUGAGAACAAGAAAAAAAAGUUGCUAUUUAGAUCUUCUCUUGUUGCCGUGAUGAGAACUUACCAUUGCUUCUGGCUGCUGUUUUGGGCUGGCCAGCCCCACCAAAGUUUCUUAACUUUGUUGUCCAAAAGGACUAGUGGCUUUCCAGAGAAGGAAAAGGUUUUGGUAUUGUCUGGAAACAGCAGGAGAGACCUCAGUCGUUCCAAAAGGAGUUGGAUGUGGAAUCAGUUCUUUUUAUUAGAGGAAUAUACAGGAACUGACUAUCAGUAUGUUGGCAAGCUACAUUCAGACCAGGAUAAAGGAGAUGGAUCACUUAAGUACAUACUUUCUGGAGAUGGAGCAGGAGACCUCUUCAUUAUCAAUGAAAACACUGGUGACAUCCAAGCCACAAAGAGACUAGACAGAGAAGAAAAGCCUGUAUACAUACUUCGUGCCCAGGCUAUAAACAGAAGAACUGGAAGACCAGUGGAACCAGAAUCUGAGUUCAUCAUCAAGAUCCAUGAUAUCAAUGACAAUGAGCCAAUGUUUACAAAGGAUGUUUACAAUGCCAGCAUUCCAGAAAUGUCAGAUGUUGGUACCUUUGUCGUGCAAGUCACUGCAACUGAUGCCGAUGAUCCUACAUACGGGAACAGCGCUAAAGUUGUCUACAGCAUUCUCCAGGGACAACCAUAUUUCUCCGUAGAAUCUGAGACAGGCAUUAUUAAAACUGCUUUGCUAAACAUGGAUCGUGAAAACAGGGAGCAAUAUCAAGUGGUCAUCCAGGCUAAGGACAUGGGAGGCCAGAUGGGCGGAUUGUCAGGAACCACCACUGUGAAUAUCACACUGACCGACGUAAAUGACAAUCCUCCUCGGUUCCCCCAGAGCACCUACCAAUUCAGAGCUCCUGAGUCUACACCACCUGACUCACCAAUUGGCAGGAUUAAAGCUAAUGAUGCAGAUGUGGAUGAAAAUGCAGAGAUUGAAUACAGCAUCACUGAGGGGGAUGGAUAUGACAUGUUUGGAAUUACCACAGACAAGGACACACAGGAAGGAAUUAUAACUGUCAAAAAGGCACUGGAUUUUGAAAAUAAAAACUUGUAUAUUCUGAAGGUGGAAGCCACCAAUACUCAUGUGGACCCUCGAUUCCUCUAUCUGGGGCCAUUCAAAGAUUCAGCCACAAUCAGAAUUCAAGUGGAGGAUGUAGAUGAACCCCCCGUGUUCAGCAGACCAGCGUAUAUAAUUGAAGUGAAAGAAGAUGUUCCAAUAAACAGUGUAAUAGGAACAGUAACAGCUCAGGAUCCAGAUGCUGCCAAGAACCCUGUCAAGUAUUCUGUAGAUCGACACACUGAUAUGGACAGAGUAUUCAACAUCAACUCAGGAAAUGGUUCGAUAUUUACUUCAAAAACUCUUGACCGGGAAACAUUGCUGUGGCACAACAUUACAGUAAUAGCAGCGGAGAUCAACAACCCAAAACAAAGCAGCCGUGUCCCAGUGUUCAUUAAGGUUUUGGAUGUAAAUGACAACGCUCCAGAGUUUGCCAUGUUUUAUGAGACCUUUGUCUGUGAAAAUGCAAAGGCAGAACAGCUGAUACAAACAUUGAGUGCUGUCGAUAAAGAUGACUCUUACAGUGGACACCAGUUUUCAUUCUCCAUAGCUCCAGAGGCAGCCAGCAGCUCAAACUUUACCCUCCAGGACAACAGAGACAACACAGCAGGGAUUUUCACCCGAAAAACCAGAUAUAACCGGCAUGAAAUGAGUACCUACCUUUUGCCAGUGGUAAUAUCAGACAAUGACUACCCUAUCCAGAGCAGCACUGAAACAGUGACUAUUCGGGUAUGUGCUUGCGACCAUCGAGGAAAGAUGCUGUCCUGCAAUGCAGAAGCCUUGAUUCAUCCUACUGGUCUUAGCACCGGGGCUCUUAUUGCCAUUCUUCUCUGUAUCAUUAUAUUACUUGUUACAGUGGUGUUGUUUGCAGCACUGAGACGGCAAAGGAAAAAAGAGCCUUUGAUUAUUUCCAAAGAAGACAUCAGAGACAACAUUGUCAGUUAUAAUGAUGAAGGUGGUGGAGAGGAAGACACCCAGGCAUUUGAUAUUGGCACGCUGAGGAAUCCCGAAGCCAUAGAUGAUAAUAAAUUACGCAGAGACAUUGUGCCAGAAACGCUUUUCAUGCCACGGCGGACUGCAACAGCCCGAGAUAACACGGAUGUCAGAGAUUUCAUUAACCAAAGGUUAAAGGAGAAUGAUACAGACCCAGCAGCCCCCCCGUAUGACUCGUUAGCGACCUACGCAUACGAAGGUAAUGGUUCUGUGGCAGAGUCCCUCAGCUCCUUGGAGUCGGUGACUACAGAUGGAGACCAGGACUAUGAUUACCUCAGUGACUGGGGGCCGCGGUUUAAAAAGUUGGCAGAUAUGUAUGGCUCAAUGGACAGUGACAAAGACUCUUAAUAUGUUGCCUUUUUUUUCCCUCCCUCAUUUUCAGAAACAGCAUUGAGAUACGUGAAGUAGCUAUUUCUUUCUAUUUCUCCACAGCUCUGUGAAAGGGUUCUCUGUUCAAAUGGUUCCAGUUGUCUAAUGACUGCAGUCUGUGUGGAUCAGCUGUCAGAAAACUUUUUCUAGUAUCAUUUUAUGAGCUUCCAAGAGGCAAAGUUCUUAUUUUUUAGGGCAUCCAAGUUUAUCAAGCCAACCUUACAGGCACAGCAGUGGUGGAGGGGAAAAAAAAAGAUCAGAUGGGGAGCAAUAUUUUUACUUGUUCUGCUUAUAUUGUAAAUUGGAGUAUAUUACUGUUUAAGCUCACUUGCUCUUUUUACUUGUAUUCAGAUUAUUCAGCUCAGACGACUGCUCUGUUGAUUGUGUAUUGCACAUCCCAAUGUAAUGAGGUACCCUAGUUUAACCUAUGUAUUAUAGUCAAAAGUAGUGGUGAUGGAAUGAAGGUUUAUUAUACAAAGUAGAGUCAGCUGAGAAAAAACAUCCAGCGCAUUUUACUCAUGAGGAGGUUAGAGAGGCCUAAUGGUCAUUUAAAUCUAGGUGUUUUUUUUUCAGAACUUGCCAUUGCCCCCAGUGCACUGAAUCGUAUUAACACACAUAUAUAUAGUUCAUUGACUGCUAUGUAUAUAUUCUUCUGACCUAGCAUUGCUGGAGAGAUGUGAGUGCAUGCAUGUGUGUGCGGUCAGUAGCCCCAGUAUCUUGUUCUUAGAUGGCUUCUAGGAACCUAGACUCUGUAUUAGACCAUGACUCAGAGGAAGUAACAGAAUGUAACUGUGCUUUUCUUUGUUUUGUGAUGGCUUCCACUUGCACUGUGAAGGCCACUGUGCUGGGGAGGCAGGGGUCAGGCUUUUCUACUUCUGCCUGUUCCCAAGUGUAGGAGGGCUGUUGUAGCCCCACGGUGACCACCAUCCACUGAGUCAAAAGAAGUAACUGCAAAGGAGGAAGGAGAGCUUUUACAUCCUGAACUCCCCUGGCUGCAGCCCAGGGUGGCUUCUCACUGACUCUCUGCCCAGUUUUGCUAUCUGUAAAGUAGGGAAAUAAUGCCUACCUCAUCAGGAUGUUGCAAGAAUUAGAUAAGUCAUUUGGAAAAUGCUUUACAGAUGGAAAAUGCUGGCAUUCUGCCAGAGGAAGUAAUUUCUUAUGCUUUUUUUGCAUUUUUUUCUUCCCCCUUCAGAUUCAAGCCCUGAAUGCACAAAUAAGCAAAAAUCAAUUGUCAUUCUAGUGGACUGAAAAGCAGGGUAUAUAACUUUGGUGUUUUUUUUUUUUUUUUCUUUUAAUAAACUACUCAGCCAGCGUUGUUAAAGACUUCACCGGAAGGUGACAUUUUAAUCACAAGUCUCUCAGUGGGUGUGCUUAUCUGCUUUGCCAAGCUAAGUAAUUUUUGUCCACUGGGAGCGGGGGGAGAUGUCAUAGUCUCAAGCCAGAACAAUUUCCUCUACAGCUUGUGUACCAUUCGCUCUUUCUGUUGGUUUGUCAAACCUGUACACCUGUACUGUGGCUGUUCUUUAAAUCCAGUCAUCUAGAAGAGACUAGAUGGAAAAAACCCAAAGGGGUAGCCAUCAGACAUAUCCAACUCCAGGAGCUGAAAGCCCCCCUAGGUCCCAAAACAGGGACAUGGCCUAAAGCAGAGUGCUGAGGGAAGAAGGAUUUUUUUUAAAAUAUACUUCAUAAAUAACUGAUCUCUUGUAUUUAAUUUUGAAACAGUAUUUAAUAUUAGCAUUACAGGCAUGGAUCUAUUUCCUUCCUCCUCCCCCCUCAAAUCUUUAGUGAAUCAAUUUGAAAACUUAAACAGCUCCAAUUUACUCUAAAAAUAAAGAGACAAGGGAAAAAAGUUAAUAAACAGAAAAUUAAAAGGGAUUAAAAAUUAAUCCCUGGAAUUCAUUGCUUUCAGAGAAAUAAAGAGAGUGGUAAGAUUCCAGAGUUUUAGACACAUAGAAGCACGAUGACAGAAAUUCUGGUUUUGUGGGCCCACUCGCAGCUCAGAGAUGGAGCGAGUUGCUCUGCGGCACCCAGCAGUGUUAAGAAGGACACUUCUGCAGUGGGAAGCACUACAUGUCUGCAGGUUUAGGGAAAGGCAACUGGUGGGUUUGUAGGUGCCCAGCAUUGUAGCUCAGAUGGGUUUUCAGAGCAGAGGAGUACAAGAUUUCAGAGGGAGCUGAGCCCCCAGCCUGUUGUGGGUUAGGUGCCAACUCCAGCACAAGGUGGGGCUGAGCCUGGUGUGCCCACACGAUGGCAGUGACACAGCUAGGUCUUUUUCAUGUUCUCCUCAGUUCUCCUCCACGAUUUGAGAUUAUAAAAGCCUCUGAAAGCCUGUCCCUUCGUGGUCUCCUAGAAAUCAGAGCAUCCAGUAGGCAACCUGCCCAAAACCUGGUUCUAGCACAAGAGGCGCUCAGCAGCACCUGCCACAGGCUCCUUGGCGUGAGCCACUCUCCUCAUGCAGUUGCUGCAGAUGCUGUAUCAUUCAGGGGACCCUCUUGCCACAGCCUGCUCCUUGCCCAUGUCUGCAUGGGGCUGCCAUGGGGCUGCCUGCAGCAAAUCACAAGCUCAGAGUAGAGCUGGAUGCUAAGAGCCAGCCAGUGAAUCCUAACUCUCCUCAGACUAUUGGGGACAGCAAAGAUGGCUGCCAAGCCUUGCAGGCCUGUGGGUUCCCAGGCGUUUGGCCCCACUAACCACCCUCUGCUCACUGGGGAGAGGGGGCUGCUGUCACAUGGCUGAAGGCAGCCCAAGAAAUAAGCAGCCUGUCUGCAGGUGGGAUGGGAGAGGCCUGUGUCAGUUCUUGAGGGGGACUAACACAGGAGGAGGACCGCUCACCUCCUUGUAGCUACUGCGCUAUGUCAUGACAGUGUCUGAUGUGGAGAUUGAAAGUGACAGUUCAACCUCAGAUUUUGGGUUUUUUCCCCUCUCCUCUUUUUUUUUUUCCAUUUUCCUGUUGAAAGCUGGCUCUAUCUUGUCCAUUGAGUGACCCAGUAUAUGACAGAGAGGCUGCUCAUGCCUGUUGUGUAAAUGUAUAAUAUAUAAAAUUAUGUAAUGUCACCACAGAUAUGCUGUCUCAAUCGCAAAUGGAAAACUCAAGGCAAACUCCUCAUAUCCAAAUUCUUUAUGAUGCAUCUAGGUUUUAAGGUCUAUUUUUUUUCCUGUAAAUUAGACAGACUUAGCAUCUCUCUCACAACAAGAAUUCAAUUCUGUCUUUUCCUCUUGCUUGGCAGUACCACAAAGUGCAAUUUAUAAAAUCAGUACUGCAUAUUAAAUAUUGAAAGUGCCAUAUUGCAGUGAAUAUAAAACUUUGCAGUAGUGUUUCUUGGCACCUUGUUGCAUGCCGGUGUGCUAGAUGAUAGAAAUUAGUAUUUAACAGUACUUUCACACAAUGCUAGAAUUGUCAUUUAUAGAUAAGCAACUGUUAGAUUAGGGGCUAUGAAGUGAGUUUCAAGGCUGUUUUAAGCCUGCUGUUCUUAGAACCACACCCAUCUGAAGAGAAUAAACAUUAUAAGCAAAUUUAGCUAAGCCAGGCAGAGAUGAGCAACGAAGUUGGCUUUUCAUUUGGAAAAGUGUCUGUUCUAACAACGGGAGCUAUUAAAAGCUACCAAGGAACACAGUGGAGUUAACAUGAAAUAGAGACCUGCUUACAUGGGGGAUGUUUCCAGCCCUGCUGUUGCAGAACAAUAACAUCUCUACACUUGAAAUGGAAUAAGGUUUCUAGUAUAGCUAUUCCACCCCAACUCCCAAAGCAGCUACUGUAUUCUGCAAAAUGGAUUUUUACUUGGAAUAAUGAUUGUUUCAGGUUAAGAAUCACUCUGUCCCACAGCAGCAACAGUAUGGGGAGAUGCAGCAAACCAGAUGCACUCACACAUGCUGCCAACGCAGUUGUGCCAGGACAUCUCCCUUAGUAGACCAGCCUAUGGAGGAGAGCCAAGAUGGAAACUUGCAGUGAGCUCUGAACAAGGGAAUUUGGGGGUUUCCUGAGGGCUCAGCUGGCAGUAUCACAGGACUGAAAUGUGUUCUCAGACCUGACGUGGAUGGAUACACUAUCUAAUCAUGAGAAGAAAAAAAAAGUUAUGCGUUCCAGACACUGCUUGUAAAAGACAUCUAGGAAAGAUCCCAAGCAGAAAAGAAACACUCCACAUGUACCAACACCAUUAUAUUCUAUAUUUGGCCUAAAAAACAUAUAUAUUUUUUCUGAUAAUUCUUUAUUUUGUUAGCUGCCAGGCUUCAUUCUAUGGAAUUCUAUUCCAGGUUCAUUCUAUGGGAAGGCAUUUCAUAGUUGUUAAAUGUGAAUGGGAGAGGCAACCUGCAAACAAUCCAGUUUUGGAAGCAGUAGGCUGCAUUACAAGGCAUAAUAUUCCAUUUCUCUGACAAAAAUAAACUAACAAAAGCAUUAACUGGAUAUUUCAAAUCCUACAAAAAUGCAACAGAAACAAAGAAGUAAAGCAGGGAGAAAUGGCUUUGGAAAUGUGUGCACAUGUACAGUAUGAAUAAAGAAGGAGAGAAACAAAAAUUGGAAGCUAGGUAUGUUUCAAAGUCUGCCUUACCCACGUUGAGCAGAGACAACAGUACACAGUAACUUUGACGCUUCCAGAUUGCCUACAGAAGCCAGAGGGGAAUUUGCGUGGAUAGCAAGACCGACAUCAUCUUUCUCAGACAAAGCAAAUUAAAUCAAGGCCAUUUCCAUGCAAAUUUCUAGAGAAGACAGACCCUUUCUCAUGAUUAUUACUAAAACAUGCUAAAUUUCUGCAUCAGAUCUAACUUGACGGUCUUCUGCACUAUUUUCAGUGGGUUAUGGACAGUGAUUCCGAGCAGGUAACUUCUGUGGACACUGUCAGCUCUUCCUGCCACUAUCUAUUUUAAAUCUCUCCACAUUUCAUUUGGCUCUAAGUAGUACCAAUCUGUUUCACAUGAUCACUAUCCCAACUGGAUGUUGCUGUCCUCUGCUCCUUUGUUUUUCAAUUAACACUGCAGUCUGAGCUCCUCUGUCUAAUAAGAACGGACAAAUUGACAAUCAUUACCCUAUUUCUGAUGAGUAUGAACUAUUUUGUAAGUUGUGAAAGGCAGGGUAUCUUUCUAACCCUCUAGACCUGUGAAACAGCAACCUCCCCCAGUAAAUGUCAGAGCCACAACUGAAGAACUGAGGACUGUGCAGGCAACAGAGCACUGGCACAGGUUGCCCAGAGAUGAUGCAGAAUCUCCUCCUUGGAGAUCUUCAAAAGCCACCUGGACAGGGUCCUGAGCACCCAGCUCUGUGUGACUCUGCUGGGGGGUUGGACCAGAUGGAGCCAGAGGUCUCUGCCAACUUCAACCAUUCAGUAAUUCUGUGAUUUUUUUUUUAAAUUUAUUUUCAGUUUAGCCUUCUGCAAGACUUGUUUCCUUAGAGUUUGUUUCUCUAUGUAAGAGAGAUGAAGAACAAAAACAUAUUUAAUGCCUACAGCCUUGUGCAUUGCUCCAGGAGGGGAAAAACACAGCAGCCAACUCCACGCUUUAAUGCCAGUCUUUCCCCUCAGCAGUUUUAUUUAGGCACAGCUGAGACAAUCUUGAUCCGGCCCAUCAUUUUGCAAUAUUAUACUUUUCAGCCCAGACCUGCACUCAUCAUGCACGAAACACUGCCCUGAACAGUUCAUAAAUUCAGCAGGAGGUAUCCAAAAGCCUUGUCUGGGGUUACAAGGAGUUCAAGAGUCAGAGAGCCGGGAGUUUCAGGCAGAAGAACAGAAAAUGAAUUGCACAGGGUGGGAACUGGGGGGAGACAAUCACUCACAUGCAAGGCAGGCCCACGGCACUUAAAAAGUCACAAAGCUGUCAUAUUAUACAUAGAGUUGCUAGAUUUCAAAGGAGCUUUUACAGAAGUUGCUCUUAUUUUUUUCUGCAUGUCUUCUUUCUUUAAAAAAAGAAGAGGAAAAAAAAGGAGCUGCAAACUUCACAUUUCUCCUUUCACAAAGUUAAUGUGACCAAGAAGGCAUAAGUCUCACACACAGAUUAAUCCUUUCCACUCCCAUGGGCUUUUGACCUUUCCUAUGAGACUGCACUAUUUAUGUAAAUAUACCUGGAGACACUUUCUAUAAGCUUUUAGUUUUCUACAAUCUAUUACCUUAGUGUUUAUUAAAGGAACAAAUGUAUAGUAUUAUUAAGCAUUCAGGUGAACAGAACAAAGAAACAACAGUGCAAACAUAAAAUUGUUCUGGAUUUUGACAUAUAAAAGCUCUUCAGAAUCACUGUACUGUUUCAAUUCUGUGAUUACUUUCAUUGCUUUGAAAAUUAAACUUAAAAAAAAAAGAAAAAAGGCCUUACAAUAAAUGCUAUGUGCAUCUUAACUGUGUUACUGAGCUAAAUCAAUCUGGCAAACUCCUAUUGCGAUUUGUGAUUUUUAAACCCUUAAAAUAAAUGCUUUUCGGUAUUGAUUUUUUUUAAUUAAAAAUACAUCCAAGAAUAAAUUGAAACCAGUGCCACGACCUGGGAAGAUUUACUUGCUGGUAUGCUCCAGCUACACAGCCUCUCGUGAUGUGUCCCCUCGUGUAGGGGGAGCCUCAGCAUCGGAUGGAUCUGGUCAUUGUUCAGCAAGAAGGAACAUUUGCGGGCGAUAAUAUUUUUGGCACCCAAGAAAUUUACACCUAGAAGCUUCCCUGUAUUACAGAGGGACCCAUGCUGGAACGAUCACCUCUUCUGCAGCGUGAAUGGGCAAUUUGUUAUGGUCAGAUGGCAAGUGUGCACUCUCUCCCUUAUAUUUCUUGUUCACUGUACUGGCUUCUUUUCGGGGGGUGGAGGGCAGGGGGAUUAAGGAUUUAAUGAGAAACCAAUUUGAACAACAAUUUCUCACAAACAGAGUGAAUUUGCCUUUUUGCAAAUUGAUUUUUGUAACAAGUUAUUUAUAUGAUGCUACUUAAUAAAUUGUUUUUUUUUUCUAACUUGGUUUUUUUUUCCCCCCUAAUUCUCUCGAUCCAUGGUUUACAUUUUCACAACUAUCAUAAAGGUAAACCUUCAGAAAGAUUCUGCAGUGGCUUUAGAGCACAGAGGUAAAUUGGCUCAGUCUAUCAAACAUCAUUUUUAAGUGUCUGGCUUGCAACAUGCUGUAAAAGCAGUAGGAUCACUGCCCAUGGUUAGUGAGGCAUCCCAAAAGAGUGAUAUAAUUUCAGAAAAUAUCGUUUAGAGAUGCUUACUAUCAGGAGGAUAUUAAUUCAUGAACACAAGCCAGAUUUUGACUAGCCCAGGCUUCCCUGGAAGCCAGAGGGAGCUUUACCUGAGUAAAGCAUGUAGAAUACCUUUCCUGAGGGAUACAAAGAUCAUAGAAUGUAAAAUGGCACCGAUAUUUUUCUUUCAUUCUAUGAGGUCCAAAAAAAAUAAUAAAAAAGACUAAGUCUUUGUUCAUUUAAUGAGAGGACAAAUGUCAUUUGUGAUGUCUUUUUACAUAAGUAGAAAAACCUCCAGAUAAAAUUAUUCAUUUAACAUUUCCUAAAGAAAAUAUCUGCCUACAUCUCUAGAAAUUUGAUCAUGCUCAAAAUUCUUCCUAAAGGAAGAACAAAGAAAAGAGGGGGGGAAGUCACAGCAAAACAGUACUUCACCAUAAGCAUUAAAACUAGCCAAGAAGAACAACCAGUUUAAUAGUGAGACCCGCCUGUACCUUAUGAAUGAACUGAGGAAUUUCUGUAACCAAUUAAAGUAACCAGCUUAAACAUCCACCUGCAAUCUUUGGUGGACUUCAGGAAGAAAACUUCCAUACAAUUAGCCCUAAACAUCUUUUUGAACAUUCAACAAUAGUUCAUAAAGCUAUAAAUACACAGGUCUACCUAGUAACUAAAAGCAUUUGCUUAUUUUUAUUUCAUUAUCUGAACACCAAACCACAGAGAGAAAGCCCUACAGGUGGAGGACGCCUCUUUUUCCCCCAUCCCCUGUGGUAAGGUCACACACUCACAGGAGCCAGUAUGGAGGGGCUCCAGAUGCCCUGCAUCAUGGCUCUGUUACUUUUUGUGUUUAGAGCAGCCCUACAAGUUUUCAAAAAACUCCUGCUUGAGUUCUUUUAAACUAAGGCAUUAGCAGCAGCAGGGGAAGGAAUCCUGGCUCACAGAAUCAUAGA
Numida meleagris (helmeted guineafowl) is the source of this 10966-nucleotide messenger RNA. RefSeq names its product cadherin-6. Gene Ontology annotation, cellular component: adherens junction; catenin complex; plasma membrane. Gene Ontology annotation, molecular function: cadherin binding; calcium ion binding. The record is from RefSeq and is a predicted model, not a curated record. The transcript has 13 exons. Gene Ontology annotation, biological process: adherens junction organization; homophilic cell-cell adhesion; cell morphogenesis. NCBI's taxonomy places the organism in Eukaryota, Metazoa, Chordata, Aves, Galliformes, Numididae. Bases 502 to 2874 code for a protein of 790 amino acids.